AUGGCACAGGACAACAAUGGAAUGGUGCCAUCUCUCAAGCGCUCAUCAUCAUCAUCACUGUCGCCGGUGCGCGAUCCCGCUAUAAAACGCCAGAAAAGGCACUACCACCACAACCACAAGCUUCACAAACCAAUCCAGGUACAACUUCGAGAGCCUGCCCUUCUCGACGAUGGCAUUGUCACGCACCUCCUCGAACGCUCCAUCGGUCAGAUCCUUACAUCGACAGGAUAUGAGAUUGCCGAACCUACUGCGCUGGACGCUUUUCGCCAGGCCGCGGAAGAAUAUUUCCUUCACUUAGCGGCCUUUGCACGUCAGGCAAUGACGGCCUCGCGCCGUAUACAGCCUAUUCCUCAAGAUUUCGAAUUUGCACUCCGACGAGCCCUCGUCAGCACAGAUGAAUUACUACCGCACAUCAAGCCUUCAGAAGAACCAGAGAAGAUUAUCACAACACUUCUACCAAGCCCUCCGCCAGAAGAGGAGGGAAAUCUUUUCAAUGCAUUCACUGGCAUGCCCAUACUCAGCAAAGAUCUAAGCGGUGAAGAUGAACGUCAAAAAAUUAGUUAUAUCCCAGCGCACUUUCCACAUUUCCCAAGCAAGCACACAUACCGAUUUACGCCCGUAUAUACAGAACGCGAGACGGAUCCGCGAAAAAUACGAGAAUUAGGAAUGGAAGAUAGCCGUUUCGGAGAAGAGGCUCUACGCAAGUUGGCGCGUGCUGCGUUUAAGGAUACGCACGCAGCUGGAUCCGGUAAAGGUGAAAAGCGACUUUGGGGUCGGAAACAUGAGAGUACAGAAAGUAUGUUUGAGAAGACAAUUCGGGGUCUCACGAAGAAGGGCCAGAAGCCUGCCUCUACGGCCGCGGACGGGCAACCGAUCGAUGCACAGAGAGAGAAUAAAUUCUCGCUGGCAGGUCUUGACUUGGCGCCAAUUGUCAAUUGCGAAAGGGAUCUGUGGAGGAAGAGUACAAAGGGCCAACAGCAAGCCGAGAAGUUGCCAGAUACGAAGGACUCAGCUGUUGCGAAGGUUGAGCGAUGGGUUUCGGCUUGA
Talaromyces atroroseus is the source of this 1047-nucleotide messenger RNA. RefSeq lists its product as hypothetical. Gene Ontology annotation, cellular component: transcription factor TFIID complex. Gene Ontology annotation, molecular function: protein heterodimerization activity. Gene Ontology annotation, biological process: transcription initiation at RNA polymerase II promoter. The record is from RefSeq and is a predicted model, not a curated record. The transcript has 2 exons. NCBI's taxonomy places the organism in Eukaryota, Fungi, Ascomycota, Eurotiomycetes, Eurotiales, Trichocomaceae. The coding region runs from base 1 to 1047 and encodes 348 amino acids.